Cottoperca gobio is the source of this 4814-nucleotide messenger RNA. It is a transcript of the gene lin54, whose product is annotated as lin-54 DREAM MuvB core complex component. Gene Ontology annotation, cellular component: nucleus. The record is from RefSeq and is a predicted model, not a curated record. The coding region runs from base 283 to 2703 and encodes 806 amino acids. The transcript has 14 exons. Gene Ontology annotation, biological process: regulation of DNA-templated transcription. NCBI's taxonomy places the organism in Eukaryota, Metazoa, Chordata, Actinopteri, Perciformes, Bovichtidae.
UGCACUGCAUCCAGUAGAAAGCCGAAAAGUUUAAGAUUGUUCAAUGUUGAGGUAUAAUGUUGUGCUAGCUAGCUUGGGGUUAGCAAGCUCAGCAAGUUUGCUAGUACAGUUGUCCUGCCCGCUGGGCUGGUUGAUGAGACUGAUGAUGAAAAUGAUAGCGAUAGUGAGACACAAAUGAAGAGCACAGGGUCAAGGAUAUCACCUGGAACUGGUCCAUUACAGUUUUGUGUGGGCUGCCAGAAAGUUUGGUGUGUACUAAAAGAGAGCUGAGACUUUGCAAGCAUGGAUGUGGUGUCACCAGAAGUCAACAGCCUCCUUCCUGAUGAGAUCAUGGAUACUGAGGCCAUGGGGGACCUCCCUCACUCCCAACCCGACGGCACCACGGUCCAGUCAGAGCCCAGCGAUGACACCCCGGUCCCAAUGGAAACGGAUACACCCAUGGCUUCUGAAAAUUUGAGCCUCUGUUCAAAUGCCAUUUCAACAGAUCACAUACAGGCUCUCGCCACCUCCAUGGCCUCAGGCUCCACACUUAGCAUCAGCUCCGGAAGUCAGCUUCCAAUCUCAAUUUCCAGUACACCGGCAUCCCUUCUUAACCUUAAACCAGCCAUGGCUCCUUCCAUAGCCACUACUAAAACUACAGAUAGUUUGACUGGGACUAGUAUCUCUACAAGUGGCUUACAGAAGCUCACAGCUCCGUUUACCAUCUCUGCUGCAAACCACCAGAUCAUUCUCAACAAGGUGGCCUCAGAAGCAGCAAAGUCUGCUGGUACUGGACCCCAGGUCAUCAAGCAGGAGGGACAAAAACUUUUGGUUACAGCGAUAGGAAAGUCGGGGCAGCCUAUAGUGUUGCAGUUACCCCACACAUGCAACAAGCCUGGCAUUUCACAGACUUUAGGAGACCCCAAAUCUCAAGCGCCGCAGUUUAAAGUGGUGACUAUUGGUGGGAGAUCGGAGCUGAAGCCAGUAAUGGGGAGUGUUGGCAACCAUUUGACCACAUUACAGGCCCAGCAGCUGAAGACCGUACAGAUUGCUAAGAAAAACCCAACAUCCUCAGCUGCACCAAUCAAGUUUAUCAUCACAAAAACUGUAAACAGCAAAGGUUUAAGUCCUCAGACAUCAGUAACUCCUGUUAUUGCAGGACGAGUCCUGACGCAGAAUUCCCCAGGGAUGCCCCAGAGGACCAUCACUCUCUCUGAGCCCCACAACACUAAUAUACAUAGUAUCACCGGCAAAAAGAUUGCUAUUUCACCCCUUAAGUCUCCCAGCAAGGUGACUGUGGUUUCGGUGGCUUCUCCGAACUCCAACGCCUCUCAGAAGUCGGUGUCGCUGCCUGUCAAUGUAGCACUUGGACAGCAGAUCCUCACAGUCCAACAGUCCACAUCUGCAUCUCCAGUCAAGAUGGCCACCUGCCAAAACACGACACAGAAUAUUAAAUCAGUGCAGUCUGUGGCCGUGGGAGGCGUCGGCUCCCAGUUCAAGACCAUCAUCCCACUGUCCACCCAGCCGAAUGUGCAGCAGAUUCAAGUUCCAGGUAGCAGGUUCCACUACGUCCGCCUCGUCACAGCCACCACCACAAGCAGCACGGGUCAGCCCAGUGGUCCCAGCACCAGCUCUAUACAGACAGCUAAACCCAUGGUGGUCAGUACAGGAGCAGUCAGGAUGUCUGUCCCGAUCGUCCCGGCACAGACCAUCAAACAGAUGGCACAGAAGCCCUUAACAUCAGCAACGGUAGUAACCACCACUCAGACCCAGCAACGCCUGAUCAUGCCUGCAACUCCGCUGCCCCAGAUCCAGCCCAACUUCACCAACCUCCCUCCAGGCACCGUUCUGGCACCAGCCCCAGGGGGCGGGAACAUGGGCUAUGCAGUCGUGCCAGCACAAUAUGUUACGCAGCUCCAGCAGACUCCAUUUGUGACCCUCGCCAGCAGCUCUGGUUAUCCUGCGUCCACUGGCAUCCAGACUCAGGCCAGAUUGCCACUAAAUGGCUUGUCAACAGCAGAAUCGACCUCAAGACCGAGGAAACCAUGUAACUGCACCAAGUCACAGUGUCUCAAACUAUACUGUGACUGCUUUGCAAAUGGAGAGUUCUGCAAUAAUUGUAACUGCAAUAACUGCUUCAAUAACCUGGAACAUGAAACGGAACGUCUCAAAGCUAUAAAGACAUGUCUGGACCGGAACCCAGAAGCCUUUAAACCUAAAAUUGGUAAAGGCAAAGAGGGAGAGUCGGACCGUCGACACAGCAAAGGCUGCAACUGCAAACGAUCGGGCUGCCUGAAGAACUACUGCGAGUGCUACGAGGCGAAGAUCAUGUGCUCGUCCAUUUGUAAGUGCAUCGGCUGCAAGAACUUUGAGGAGAGCCCCGAGAGGAAGACCCUGAUGCACCUGGCCGACGCAGCGGAAGUGAGGGUUCAGCAGCAGACCGCAGCGAAGACCAAGCUGUCGUCACAGAUCUCAGACCUGCUCAUGCGCACGACACCUGUUAUGUCGAGUGGAAGCGGGAGGCUGCCAUUUACGUUUGUAACAAAGGAGGUGCUCGAAGCGACGUGCGAGUGUCUGCUGGAACAGGCCAAAAAGGCAGAACAGAAUCAUCAGCCUCAGGUGGAAGCAGAGCGGAUGAUCCUGGAGGAGUUCGGACACUGCCUCAUGAGGAUAAUCAGCUCCGCGGGGAAAGCCAAAGUAGACUGUGCCUCCAUCAACUGCUAGGCCGAGCGCUCUGACUCUCUCCACCCUCUUAGCCUGAACCCAGCUGUGGGGCCGAGAGGCACGGAUUACUCUACUCUCUCGGACCCCUGGGGUUUCUCUCCUGCAGGGAAACGGGUCGUCUCCCUCCAUCAAAAGGCAGAACAAUGACCUGAACGUAGAUGCCCCUGCCUUGGGCAAACUUAAGGCCAGCUGGAAUAAUAAACAUAGAACAGAUGUUUGCAACCUGAAGGACAAAAUGGACAGAGCACACCGUCUCUGAUGGACCUUCAAAGCUGUUCUCACACUUGUUCACCUGGCAGUGAAGGACAGAAAUGACUCUGAGCAAGAUAGUGCUCACCCUGGAUUACGUGUUUUUUAAACUUUAUUUUCCCUACAGGGCCCCAUCAAAUGUGUUUUUUUGUUUCCUACAAACCUUUUGUUCUUCCAUUUUAUUCUGUUUUCUUUUUACUCUAUCCCCUUUUCAAAAAAGAAAUGCCUGUAAUUUUAAUGUAAUCAUUUGUGCUUACAGUAGACAAACAGAACAUGUAUCCUUUGAUAUUUAUUUUGACAAGUAUUUGUAAUCUUUGCGAGCGCUAAUAUCGUGUGACUUAUAGUGCUGCAAACUGUUAAUUAUUAUUAUUAUUAUUAACCAAGGCUAGGCUAAAUUGUGUCAAUGAAAAAUAAGUAGAGGCAAUCUUAGGUUUUAUUCCUACAGGCCGAUGUAAUAUGAAUACACACACAUAAAUUAAUGCAUUAUGCACACGUACACAGCAUUGUGCUCACUGUAGUUGGAACAUGGCUAGAUUGACGGAGGUACACGUUUCUUCUGGCUGCAGUUUUCUGUUUUAUCAGUCAAAUGCUUACUGAACAUUAAAAAACCAUGGCUGGAAAAAACAAUUGCGACGUAUUCGACUUGUUAAAUGUUGUUCCUGACUAGAGGCCAACUGGUGAAUGUAACUCGUGGAGACCUGAUACGUCUGAGGCUAGUCUGAGGUCACAGGGGCGCAAAUGAGAAAACAAGGGGACGUGAUAAGAUUCUAUUUUGAGUAAUUAAGAACAUUAAUGGCUGAAUUUCAUUUCAUUAUUUGACAUGUUCUUCUGUACCCGUCAGAACUACUUUUCAAACAGUCAACCCCUUUUAAUGAUUUCUGUUUUCAUUCUGAUGAUUUCAGUUAAUUUUUUAAACCGACGUUCACAUUGUGAUUGGUCGGCUGUUUGUAUGCCGGUGAGAAGCGUUUGAACUCUUUAACGCCGUCUCUCAACUAUUUCAUGUGAACAAUAGAGUGUAUGGCUAUGAAUGCCUUCCAGGAGAGACUGUCCCAAGACGUGCCCCGUUGUUCCCAUAUUUAGACAAUAUCGCCUCCCCCAGCUCUAUUAUUAUAAUAAUUAUAAUAAUAAGCUUUAUUCAUAUAGCACCUUUCAUACAAGAGUUGCAGCCCAAAGUGCUUUACAGCUAAAAGCAUAGUACAAAAUUAUACAGAGCAUUUGAGCCCGCCUUCCAGUGUGGCAGUUCAAAACGUACUACAAACUAAUUAUUUAAUUAUUAUUAUUUAAUAACAGGAAAGACUUGUUAUUGCUCUUCUCACAGGUUUAAAGUGGGCGACGCUCAGUGAGGUUUUGACUGUUAAACUCUUAUUUAGUAAUGAUUAUUUCCUUAUUUAAUACUUAAAUACCCUGAAAAUGUGGCUUCAUUUAUUCAGUAUUUCUCUUAACAUUAUGACUACAAAAGCAACAACGUAAAAACAAUCAUCUUUAAUUUUAAGCCAAAGAUAUUUUAGUCGAUCAACAGAAAAUUAAUUGGCAACUAUUUUUAUAAUUGAUCAAUUGUUUGGUAUCUCCUUGGUAAAAGCUUCUUAAAUGUGAUGUAUGUGCAGCUUUUUUUAUUUUUGAUCAUAUUUGGUUGUAAACUGAAUAUUUCUGAGUUUGGGACUGACUUUUAUUUAAACACCAGAUCACACUGCAGAAUCACCAUGUCAUUUUUAGGCUUUAUGAUGUCUCCAUUUUGUUUUAGUUUUAUGUUUCUGAUUUCAAACCAUACAAUCUGUUUUCGGUAGACUUAUUGGGAGAGAAAAAACUGGUUAUGACUACUCUAGAUCAGGUCAAAAUGUGAAAAUAAAGGAUUAUUCAAUGUA